Messenger RNA from Durusdinium trenchii, 1587 nucleotides. The record is from the annotation of a GenBank genome assembly. Lineage: Eukaryota; Dinophyceae; Suessiales; Symbiodiniaceae.
AUGCCAAGCCCCACAGAGCUCGAAGCUUGUGAAGCUGCGGAGACAGGUCUUCCGCUCUCGGAUGCAAGGACUUGGAUGCAUCUUCGCCCCAAAAACCUGUCCGCCUUGCGCCUGGGUGGUCUUACAGAUGAUUGGGAAGCUCGAAGCUGGAGCAAGGAAUAUAUGAUAAGAAGAUUUGGACAGCUGAAGUUCCGAUUGCGUCCCUGCGUUUCAUUGCAUCAAUAUGGAUAUGCUGGUCCUGCUGAUCGCCUCAUCACCCUGAAAGAAUACUUGACGUCCACGUUCGCCUCAAGGAGGUGUGUGCUCUUUGAGAAUGAUUUUGAUGCCGAAAGACUUGAACUCCUAGAUGGCUUUGCCAUACCACAGCUUCUUUCGGAGAUUCAUGGGUCCCCCAUUUUGAGCGUGGGUCGACGCAACACAGGGAUCGGAUUUCACCGGCACAGUGCCGCGUGGCUGGCGCAACUGCAGGGUCGAAAACUGUGGUUCCUCCUUCCAGGUGGCCGUCGGCCUCCAGAACGGGCUCCUUGGCAGUACCUGACGCAUCGGCCAAAGAGGAUGAUCUGCUGCGUUGCCCAUCCUGGUGAGAUCAUCCUGGUGCCAGCAGGAUGGUGGCAUGCGACUUGGAACUUGGAUGACUUUUCAUUGGCAGCUGGCUGGGAAGAAGGCAAUUCUGCCACCUGGGGGCCUGAGAUGCAUGCCAUCGUCAAUGGUACAGAUCUUCCACUUGGCUUCGAGGUGUCCGUGCCAGCUCUCUGUUUGGCUGCUCGAUCUGGUCGUGUUGAGACGUUGGAGCUUCUUCUGCAGCGGGGGGGCUCAGAACUGUUGCGAAAGGUGCAGACGUCGGCAGCUUCCACCGCUGUGGCAGCUGCACGGAGUGGCCAUCUGCGCAUACUUUCGCAUCUCUGGGAGAAAGGUAUCACUUCAGCUCUGUUCCAGGUGAGUCAGAGUGGAAGCACGGCGCUUCACGAAGCAGCACGCUGUGGUCGGGUGGACGUGAUCGACUGGCUGCUCGUCCGCCAGGCGGACGUGCAGCAAAGGGACUCCGGUUCCACGUCGGCCCUGCAGGUGGCGGCGGAAUUUGGACAUCCUGGAGUGAUCCGAAAGCUUUUGCAGCACAAGGCUGAUGCUGAAGGACGUGAAGAAACCAAGAACUCCACUGCAUUGAUGCUGGCAGCGCUCCAUGGCCAUGUGGAGUGUGUGCUAGAGCUUCUUCAAGCAGAUCCGUGCCUCGUGCACGGCACAGACCGGAAGGGCCGUAGUUCACUGCACCUUGCGGCCAUGAGAGGGCACCAGCAGGUGGUCUUGGAAUUGCUGAAAGCUUCAGCUGAAGUGCAUGCCAGAGAUCAGCUUGGUCGCAAUGCUUUGCACUUGGCAACUUUAAGACUCACUGAACGUGACGCUACUUCCGAAAAGAUCGAGCUUGUUGAUGAUGCGCACCUCCCUGUAGUGCUGGCUUUGCUGGAGGCGUCAGCAGAUGUGGAAAUGCAAGAUGCUUUGGGCAAGUCUCCUUUGGACUACGCUGGCAGCGUGAGAGGGCAAGUCCUGGAAGCUUUGGAAGCGAGGAAAACUGGAAUCUGUCGGCUCUAG